This is a messenger RNA of Gopherus flavomarginatus (Mexican gopher tortoise), 693 nucleotides long. Its product is annotated as zinc finger protein 154-like. The record is from RefSeq and is a predicted model, not a curated record. Gene Ontology annotation, biological process: negative regulation of transcription by RNA polymerase II. Gene Ontology annotation, molecular function: DNA-binding transcription repressor activity, RNA polymerase II-specific. The annotation marks the transcript as partial. NCBI's taxonomy places the organism in Eukaryota, Metazoa, Chordata, Testudines, Testudinidae. The transcript is spliced from 2 exons.
ACUGGGGAGAAGCCCUAUGAAUGCCGUCAGUGUGGGAAACUCUUCACUGAAAGAUCAGUGCUUAUUAGGCAUCAGAGAAUCCACACAGGGGAGAGGCCCUAUGAAUGCAGUGUGUGUGGAAAACUCUUCACUCAAAGAUCAACCCUUAUUACCCAUCAGAGAAUCCACACACGGGAGAGGCCCUAUGAAUGCAGUGCGUGUGGAAAACUCUUCACUCAUAGAUCAACCCUUAUUACCCAUCAGAGAAUCCACACAGGGGAGAGGCCCUAUGAAUGCAGUGAGUGUGGAAAACUCUUCACUCAAAGAUCAGCCCUUAUUACGCAUCAGAGAAUCCACACAGGGAAGAGGCCGUAUGAAUGUAGUGAGUGCAGGAAAACCUUCAGUCAAUUCUCUCACCUUAUUACCCAUCAGAGAAUCCACACAGGGGAGAGGCCAUAUGAAUGUAGUGAGUGCAGGAAAACUUUCAGUCAACGCUCUCACCUUAUUACCCAUCAGAGAAUCCACACAAGAGAGAAAGCCUAUGAAUGCACAGAGUGCGGGAGAACCUUCAAUCACAGCUCACCCCUUAUUGGGCAUCAGAGAAUCCACACAAGCGAGAGGCUCUGCGAAUGCCAUCAGCAGGCCUGCACAACUCGUAAAGCGGCGAGGGCCACAUUACUCCAAAAAAAAACAGGCCCCCAUCGUAGCAUCUGA